CAUUCACUGCUUAUUUGAAUCAUUACUACAAAUUUUGUUCACAUAAGGACAUACAUAAUGUUCAAAUAUUUAGCUAUACUAUUAUUGGCUAUUGGCUGUAAGGCCGAAGAAGCUCAACCUGUGGACAGCGCACAGGUAGCCUCUGGAUCAGUACUGACUAGUCUGACAGGACUGGGAGGUGCAUACGCUGAUUUUCAAAAGCAAAUCCUGGCCUCACAACCACCAGAAAAGACAUUUACUUUAAGAGCUGGUGAAGCAUUGCCCGCACAUUAUGGAACUCCACAAGUGGUGUCAUCAGGUCCUGACCAUCAGGAGCUGGUUGUACAGCACCCACAGCCUCGAAAAAUCCUAGUCCGUGUUGUUAAGCCUAUCAUAUUUGAGGAACGCAUUGUUAUUGUACCAUAUCGUCGAGUGACACAUGAAGUGCGACCAGUUAUUGAAGAAAGACAUACAGUUAUCUAUGGAAAAGAUGGCAAACAAAUUGGUGGACAGGGAGACUCCAAGUCCUCGUCAUACCCCGUGGCUUCAGCAUCGGGUGCCUCAAGUCGUGUUGUUGCACAACCUGUUUAUACCGAACCAAUUGUCCGCAAAGUGGGCCAAACAUUAACUAAAAGGACGUCCAUUGACUUUUCGGCCGGCAGUCGUCCCAAUCCUCUUGAGAACAGACGUUCACAAAGAGACAGAAUUAUGAGCAGAAUUCACGCUCAGAGAGAGAGGCGUUAGCUUUAGGAGGCGUUUGUUGUGAUUUUAUGUCCAUUUAUUUUAUAAUUCAAUUGUCUUUUACUUUCUAAAUCAUAUAUUUCAUUAUUUGUAUUAUAUUAUUAUUGUA
Messenger RNA from Oppia nitens, 829 nucleotides. RefSeq lists its product as uncharacterized. Lineage: Eukaryota; Metazoa; Arthropoda; Arachnida; Sarcoptiformes; Oppiidae. The transcript has 2 exons. The coding region runs from base 58 to 723 and encodes 221 amino acids. The record is from RefSeq and is a predicted model, not a curated record.